AACGGCGCGAAGCGUUCGUCCGGUCUCGAGCUGGGACGAAGCCCGCCCCGGAACGUGCUCCGAGAUGCUGUGGACAAGCAUCGAGCUCCAAUAGACGAGCAGAACAGAAGGUCUCGUGCAGAAUUGAGUCUCGUGGGCAGAUGUGUUGUCUUGUCUCCUUUUGUGGUGUCAGCAGCAAACAAUUUUCCGGGCAAUUUUCCACCAGCGCCCUGCUCAAAGAACAGCAUUUAAAUCCCCAGAUCCUCCGUCAAACCUCAAUGACGGCACCGGCCACUGCAUUUAACCGCCGCGACCCGCAUGCAGUAUAUCUGCCGUGCUAAGGUUCAUUUCGCUUGCCGUUCGCUCCUCUCUGCAUCUUUCUGGUUCUCGAAACGGUAAUAUUUCAAUUCGCAGCGACCAAGGGCAGCACCCAGCCAGCAUCAGGUCGAGAUGCUGCUACCCUUUAUUCUCCUCUGCGCCAUCGCCUCGUGCGUCGCGCUCUGCGCCAUCGCCUCUUGCGUCGCGCUCUUCGUCUUGCUGCCGUCGAGAUUCAGGCGGUCCCCGCAAACGGUGCUGGAGUCAAAGCCAAAUGUCUCGGUGCAGGUUCUGGUCCUAGGCGACAUCGGGAGGAGCCCGCGCAUGCAGUAUCAUGCCAUGAGUAUUGCCAAACACGGCGGACGGGUCGACCUCAUCGGCUACCAAGAGACUACCCCCCAUCCCGCGCUGCUUGGCCAUCCAAAGAUCAAGAUCCACUCGCUGGAUCUCCCUCCACGGGUGCUGCGUUCCAAAUCCAUCCCCUUCAUUAUCUCAGGUCCUCUCAAGGUUAUCUGGCAAGUCUUCACCCUCGUCCAUGUCCUGGGCUAUGAGGCCCCUCCUGCGCAAUGGCUGCUCAUCCAGAACCCGCCGUCGAUCCCGACCCUAGCGAUCGCGGCCAUCAUAGCCAGGUGUCGUAACACACGCCUCCUCAUUGACUGGCACAACUACGGCUGGACCAUCCUGUCCGGCACGCGGGGGGCGGGGCAUCCCUUCGUGUUCGUCUCCAAGCUCUAUGAGUGCUUCUUUGGCCGUGCCGGCAGCGCCAACCUCACCGUGACGCACGCUAUGGCCCGCCAGCUCCGGGAGAAGCCGUACCGCAUCAGGUCCCCAAUCGUGACCAUGCACGACCGGCCCCCGGACAUCUUCCAGCCCAUCAACAACCCCACGACGCGGCUCGACAUCCUGGCCCGCGUGCUCGAGUCCCGCGAGCUCGCCGCCGCCGUCGUGGACGGCUACGUGCGCCUCGUCGUCAGCAGCACCUCGUGGACGCCCGACGAGGACUUCAACCUGCUGCUCAGCGCCCUGGUGCAGUACGCCAACGACACGCAGCGGAGCAGGCCGUUGUCGUCGUUGUCGUUGUCGUCGUCGUCGCCGCCGCCGCCGCCCACGCCCGUGGUCGCCGUCAUCACGGGCAAGGGCCCGCAAAAGGCCAUGUACGAGGGCAAGAUCGCAAAGAUGAUGGCCGACGGCCUGGUCCCCGGCGUCGCCAUCCGCACUGCCUUCUUGUCGUACGAGGACUACGCCGCCCUGCUGGCCUCGGCCGACCUGGGCGUCUGCCUCCACAUGUCGAGCUCGGGCGUCGACCUGCCCAUGAAGGUCGUCGACAUGUUCGGCGCCGGCCUGCCCGUCGUCGCCUACUCCGGAUACGAGAGCUUCUCGGAGCUGGUCAAGGAGGGCCACAACGGCUGUGGCUUCGAGACGGCCGGCGAGCUGGCUGCCUGCCUGGUGCGCCUACUCGGGGUUGAUGGGCAGGCCGAGCUGGCUGCCCUCCGCAGGGGUGCGACUCAGGAGGGGAGCCGACGUUGGGAUGAGGAGUGGGACACGUCUGUUGCGCGGAUUCUGGGGUUUGUCUCUGAGUAGUCCGUGUCUUUCAAGGGGGUUCCCCAUACCUGGGUUUCUAUGAGCCUGCGGCGAUGAGUUUUUUUGAACGCUGCCUCCCUGGGUGGUAGUGCGGAUAAGCCAUGUGUCGCCCACUGUGACCAGGACAAUGAAUAUACAAGAAAAGAGAGAAAAAGGAACCAAUUUAUACUGAAGGCGCGCUAAUUUUGAUUGUCCGAGACACGCCUCCCGCUGUGCCAAUACCCCGCAAACUCCAGAAACGCCGGUUCGUCGUGCG
Messenger RNA from Gaeumannomyces tritici R3-111a-1, 2131 nucleotides. RefSeq names its product chitobiosyldiphosphodolichol beta-mannosyltransferase. The transcript has 3 exons. The record is from RefSeq and is a predicted model, not a curated record. Bases 430 to 1875 code for a protein of 481 amino acids. Gene Ontology annotation, cellular component: endoplasmic reticulum. Lineage: Eukaryota; Fungi; Ascomycota; Sordariomycetes; Magnaporthales; Magnaporthaceae. Gene Ontology annotation, molecular function: mannosyltransferase activity.